UAAGCUUGCUCCCUGCCUUCCUCGCGGCCCUUCCACGUAGCGCGUAAUUGCGUCACAGGCACGCGCGUAUAAAAACUCGGCCGCGGGGCGGGUCCGCUCUUUUCGGAGGCUUAGCGUCUGCUCAAAAUGGCGCUGCAAAAAACCAAAAAGCUGAAAAAGUCAUCUUGCAAGUAUAGCCUUGAUCUCACCCAUCCUGUAGAAGAUGGAAUAUUUGAUUCAGGAAACUUUGAACAGUUCCUGAAGGAAAAAGUUAAAGUCAAUGGAAAAACUGGAAACCUGGGAAAUGUAGUUCAUAUUGAACGUUUUAAAAACAAGAUCACAGUGACAUCUGAGAGACAGUUCUCAAAAAGGUACCUUAAGUAUCUCACAAAGAAGUAUCUCAAGAAGAAUAAUCUUCGUGACUGGCUACGCGUGGUUGCAUCUGACAAAGAGACCUAUGAGCUGCGAUAUUUCCAGAUCAGUCACGAGGAUGAAGAGUCUGAAGCCGAGGAAUAAAAUGAGCUUUUACAUGGCACGUUGUGUUCCUUGAUGAGCAGAGUGUACAAAUGAACCAUCUAUUUAUGAGAAUGAAUUAAUUUAUUACCAAAUAAAGAACUUGUACACAGACUUAAACCAUCUGUAUAGACAGUGGGGAUUUCUUGCACUUCAAAAGUUGCAUUAAAAGGCCAUCCUGAUGAAA
Messenger RNA from Hemicordylus capensis (graceful crag lizard), 679 nucleotides. RefSeq names its product ribosomal protein L22 like 1 (gene RPL22L1). Bases 127 to 495 code for a protein of 122 amino acids. Gene Ontology annotation, biological process: cytoplasmic translation. Lineage: Eukaryota; Metazoa; Chordata; Lepidosauria; Squamata; Cordylidae. The transcript has 4 exons. The record is from RefSeq and is a predicted model, not a curated record. Gene Ontology annotation, molecular function: structural constituent of ribosome; RNA binding. Gene Ontology annotation, cellular component: ribosome.